UGCAUUCUCUCCCUCCUUUGUUCUUCGAAACGAGAGAAGAUAUUCCACAAUUGGUGUCUUCAUUUGAUCCACAUUGAGUCAAAGCUACAUUAUCGAAUCGCAAUGGCGAAAAAGCUCGGUUUCAUUGUUAUGCUAUCAAUAUGUCUCCUAAUUGUCGAAUCUGCGGGCGCUCAGGAGGAAUCUCAGACACCGGCUGUCUCGCCGGGACGUGAAUCUUUAGCGGAUUCUCCUUUGCCACCUUCUUCAUCACCGGAAGAAGAUUCUCCUCUGCCACCGUCUUCAUCACCGGAAGAAGAUUCUCCUCUGCCACCUUCUUCUUCACCAGAAGUAGAUUCCCCUCAGGCACCGUCUUCUUCACCAGAAGCAGAUUCCCCUCAGCCACCGUCUUCUUCACCAGAAGCAGAUUCCCCUAAGCCACCGGCUUCAUCACCGAAACCUGAAUCCUUAGCAGAUUCUCCUUCACCACCCCCACCUCCUCCUCAGCCGGAAUCUCCUUCGUAUCCAUCAUCUCCUGAACCAGCACCUGUUCCUGCUCCAUCUGACGAUGAUUCCGAUGAUGAUUCCGAGCCAGAGACCGAGUAUUUCCCUUCUCCAGCGCCAUCUCCGGAAUUGGGAAUGGCACAAGACAUCAAAGCAAGCGAUGCUGCCGGCGAAGAACUCGAUGACCAAAGAGGUGAAGAUAAUGGAUUGAGUGGAUUGGAGAAAGCCGGAAUAGCUAUUGGAACGAUAUUGGGAGUAGGAGCUAUUGUUAUCGGAGCUCUUAUUUACAAGAAACGAAGAGAUAACAUGACCAGAGCUCGUUACACAUACUUUACCGAAGGAGAGUUCCUUUGAAGAGCCUUUUUUUUUGGAUAUAAAAAACUUGUUUUACU
Messenger RNA from Arabidopsis arenosa, 872 nucleotides. The record is from the annotation of a GenBank genome assembly. NCBI's taxonomy places the organism in Eukaryota, Viridiplantae, Streptophyta, Magnoliopsida, Brassicales, Brassicaceae.